This is a messenger RNA of Aureobasidium namibiae CBS 147.97, 1299 nucleotides long. RefSeq lists its product as uncharacterized. The transcript has a single exon. Bases 1 to 1299 code for a protein of 432 amino acids. The record is from RefSeq and is a predicted model, not a curated record. Lineage: Eukaryota; Fungi; Ascomycota; Dothideomycetes; Dothideales; Saccotheciaceae.
AUGCAGUAUACUGACUUUCUGUAUUCAGUGCAUCCUCAUGUAGAAAAGGCUCUGUAUAGCCUGUUCAAGCGCGACUGCGUCGACUGCCCUGGAACCACACCUUCUUGCCCCUCAUGCUCAGGCGGCAAGGUCUGCUCACUAGUCCCUCAAUCUUGCGAUACCUGCGCAUACACAACUUGCGUCGCAUCCAACAAUGUACCUUCACAUCACUCAGGCCCCAAUGUCGGCGCCAUUGCCGGAGGAGUCAUUGGCGGUAUUUUCUUCAUCGGUGUGCUUGUGUUUGCGUUUUACUGGUUCGUCAUUCGCCCGCGCCGCAUCAAACUCGAGGAAGAAUGGGAAGAGGAGGACGAAGCUGAGAAUCGCAAGUCACACUUCAACAUGCAGAGGUCGGAGCGCGCUUCGGUGCAUACCGUGCAUUCAGUCGCCAACAGCAUCCUCAGCCGCGCUUCAAACUUCAUCCCUAUCGCCUACAUCCCUGGCGUCAUGAAUAGAAACGGCACCCAAGAACAUGUUCCUCCUGUCCCGCCGAUUCCAGCCGCCCAUGGCCCUCCCCUCAGCGGCGCAUCCAACAAUGGCGAAGCGCUAUUCUUCCGCCCUGGCGACCUCCGCGAUUCCACAUACUCAGAUACCUCGUCCCUGGAUAACCGCAGCACCUUUUUCGGGCGUCCCAGUAUUACCCCCUCGCUCGCCCGCAGCAGCAUCGCCACAUACCGCGACGAUGCCGUCGUAAACCCCAUGCCCGCACAAACCGUCCUGCGCGGAAAAGCAAACGUCGUCAGUGUGAAAAGCGGAAACUCUGCAACCCCCUCGCCACAAACUACUCCUGCAGAAGAACUUUCGAACCCGUUGAACAGGAGUGCCAGCGGCAGAAAGCUGAAUAUCGUCAUGCCAACAUCCAGUGAUGCCGUCAGACCUGGUUCUGCGAACUCGGCGUCUUCGCAACAAACAUUGAGUUCUGCGAGUUACGGCAAACCCACCCUCCUCACCCUCGGCGGCAGCAAACCAAAAGCAGCAAAAGGUCGUUUCCCGGUCUCCUCCUCCGACUCGCCCAAACCCAACAUCUCAUCACCAUUAGCGACUUCCACAGCAACAACGCCAGAUGAACAAGACGCCUCGCCCUUCUCUGAUGCAGCGAGUAUUACCCACGAAAACAAGGGUGCGAAGAGAACGCCUGGAGGUUUAUCGGCUGUGAUUGAAGAGACACAGAGUCUGAGGGGCAGUCUUGCUGCAAGGAGGUUGAGUAGGCAUCAAGAGGUUCCGCGGGGCCAGAGUCCAUUUGGGGAUGAGCAUGAGACUUAA